AUGGACAACUGGAGAGUAGCAGUUCUCGGCGAUGGUGGUGUGGGCAAAACGGCUCUAGCAGUGCAGACAUACGACCCGACGAUAGAAGAUGCCUACCGCAAGCAGCUUGUGGUGGACAACCGGAUGUGUUUUGUGGAAGUCAUCGAUACUGCUGGCCAAGAGGAAUAUGCCACACUCCGUGACCAAUGGGUGCGAGAAGGGCAGGGCUUCAUUCUUGUCUACUCGAUUGCAUCGCGGCAGACCUUUGAACGACUCGAGAUCUUCCGCCAGUCAAUGCGGCGUGUGAAACGUGGCGAUCCAAUAUUCAUGUUGGUCGGCAACAAAUGCGACAAGGGCUACGAGCGCGAAGUAUCAAAAGAGGAGGGCGCUGCCCUCGCACGGCAGUUUGGGUGCGAGUUCAUCGAGACAUCCGCAAAAACAGCCGAGAAUGUCCAACAUCUAUUCAUGAACCUCGUCCGUGCACUACGAAAGACACGAAACAUAGAACCCGGCCCAGGUCCGACGAAACCAGUGAAAGACGACAAGCCCGGUGGCAGGCGGAUCAAGUGUGUAAUCAUGUAG
Pleurotus ostreatus (oyster mushroom) is the source of this 561-nucleotide messenger RNA. Its product is annotated as Ras GTPase ras2. Gene Ontology annotation, cellular component: plasma membrane. The record is from RefSeq and is a predicted model, not a curated record. Bases 1 to 561 code for a protein of 186 amino acids. Gene Ontology annotation, biological process: signal transduction. NCBI's taxonomy places the organism in Eukaryota, Fungi, Basidiomycota, Agaricomycetes, Agaricales, Pleurotaceae. Gene Ontology annotation, molecular function: GTPase activity; GTP binding; GDP binding. The transcript is spliced from 4 exons.